ACUACCAAAUCCCCAAUCCCUCUGAAAACCCUAAUUUCUCAAAUCCCCAAUCUCUCAAUGGCUCGUACCAAGCAAACCGCCCGCAAGUCCACCGGAGGCAAGGCGCCACGUAAGCAGCUUGCCACCAAGGCCGCUAGGAAGUCCGCUCCGGCCACCGGCGGAGUGAAGAAGCCACACAGAUUCAGGCCGGGAACCGUCGCGCUCCGUGAGAUCCGCAAGUACCAGAAGAGCACCGAGCUUCUGAUCCGCAAGCUCCCAUUCCAGCGGUUGGUCCGUGAAAUCGCUCAGGAUUUCAAGACCGAUCUGAGGUUCCAGAGCUCCGCCGUGGCUGCGCUGCAGGAGGCGGCGGAGGCCUACCUCGUCGGGCUCUUUGAGGACACCAAUCUGUGUGCCAUUCAUGCCAAGAGGGUUACGAUCAUGCCGAAGGAUAUCCAGCUCGCUAGGCGCAUCAGGGGUGAGCGCGCUUGAGUUUGAAUCAAAGGGUUUAGUACAGAUGGAGUAGUAUUUGGAAGAUAAUGUGUUUGAUGAAAUGUCUACGUUUAUUUUGAGUUUCGUAUGGUAUUAUGGUUUAGAUGGUUGUUUAGAGAUGUAGAUCAGAAGCUUAAUGUGAUGUAAUGGGUUUAUCUUAUCAAUGAAAAUGGCUUAUUUUCCACAAUUUA
This is a messenger RNA of Rosa chinensis, 659 nucleotides long. Its product is annotated as histone H3.2. NCBI's taxonomy places the organism in Eukaryota, Viridiplantae, Streptophyta, Magnoliopsida, Rosales, Rosaceae. Gene Ontology annotation, cellular component: nucleosome. Bases 58 to 468 code for a protein of 136 amino acids. The record is from RefSeq and is a predicted model, not a curated record. The transcript has a single exon. Gene Ontology annotation, molecular function: protein heterodimerization activity; DNA binding; structural constituent of chromatin.